Messenger RNA from Oncorhynchus keta (chum salmon), 2618 nucleotides. RefSeq names its product xylosyl- and glucuronyltransferase LARGE1-like. Gene Ontology annotation, biological process: protein O-linked glycosylation via mannose. Lineage: Eukaryota; Metazoa; Chordata; Actinopteri; Salmoniformes; Salmonidae. Gene Ontology annotation, molecular function: xylosyltransferase activity; glucuronosyltransferase activity. The record is from RefSeq and is a predicted model, not a curated record.
UUUCUAGGUCUGGUGGAGAACCAGAGUGACUGGUGCCUGGGGAACCAUAGUAACCUGAGUGUUCUGUUUGUGUUCUGUGUUCCAGGUCAGCAGGUUCUUGGUCUGGUGGAGAACCAGAGUGACUGGUACCUGGGGAACCUGUGGAAGAAUCACCGGCCCUGGCCCGCCCUGGAGAGGGGCUUCAAUACAGGUGUGAUCUUGCUGCUGCUGGACCGACUGAGGAAGCUGCGGUGGGAACAGAUGUGGAGACUGACAGCAGAGAGAGAACUGAUGAGCAUGUUGUCUACAUCACUGGCUGACCAGGACAUCUUCAACGCCGUGAUCAAACAGAACCCCUUCCUGGUUCACCAGCUGCCCUGUUUCUGGAACGUCCAGCUGUCAGACCACACCCGCUCUGAGAAGUGCUACAAGGAUGUUUCAGACCUCAAGGUCAUCCAUUGGAACUCUCCUAAGAAGCUGAGAGUGAAGAACAAGCAUGUAGAAUUCUUCAGGAACCUGUACCUCACCUUCCUGGAGUACGACGGAAACCUCCUGAGACGAGAACUCUUCGGCUGCCCCAGCGAGACAGACCACAACAGCGAAAACCUCCAGAAGACUCUGUCAGAGCUGGAUGAAGAUGAUCUGUGUUAUGAGUUCCGUGGGGUAUUAACGGUCCACAGGACGAUGUAUUUCCUUCACUACGAGAAGACAGACGGACCACAUGACGUUACACUGGUGGCACAGCUCUCUAUGGACAGACUCCAGAUGUUAGAGGCUAUCUGUAAACACUGGGAAGGUCCUAUCAGCCUGGCCCUGUAUCUCUCUGACGCUGAGGCUCAACAGUUCCUGCGCUACACCCAGGGGUCAGAGGUCCUGAUGUCCAGGGGGAACGUGGGCUACCACAUCGUCUACAAGGAGGGUCAGUUCUAUCCGGUCAACCUGCUCAGGAACGUAGCUAUGCGGCAGGUCAACACGCCCUACAUGUUCCUGUCAGAUAUCGACUUCCUGCCCAUGUACGGCCUCUACGAGUACCUCAGGAAGUCAGUGGUACAGCUGGACAUGGCUAACAGCAAGAAGGCGUUGGUGGUGCCGGCCUUCGAGACGCUCCGUUACCGUCUGUCUUACCCCAAGUCCAAGGCCGAGCUGCUGUCCCAACUGGACAUGGGGACUCUAUUCACCUUCAGAUACCAUGUCUGGACGAAGGGUCAUGCUCCCACUAACUUUGCUAAGUGGAGGACUGCCACCACGCCGUACAGAGUCCAGUGGGAAGCGGACUUUGAACCCUACGUGAUGGUGCGACGGGACAGUCCAGAGUACGACAGACGCUUCGUUGGCUUUGGGUGGAAUAAAGUGGCUCAUAUUAUGGAGCUGGAUGCACAGGAGUAUGAGUUUGUGGUUCUGCCCAAUGCCUAUAUGAUCCACAUGCCUCACGCUCCCAGUUUCGACAUCACCAAAUUCCGGUCCAACAAGCAGUACCGCGUCUGCCUGAAGACCCUGAAAGAGGAGUUUCAACAGAACAUGUCUAGACGAUACGGCUUCGCUGCCCUCAAAUACAUGACUGCAGAGAACAACAGCUAGCCAACACCGAUGAGCCAGGACACUCUGACCCGUUAUUGACUACACUACCCAUAACCCUCUCCUCUAAGGCUGUCUAGGACUACACUUCUACGGAGGAGAGGGAAAGGGCGGUGGAUUCUAAGGACAGUCGAUGUAGGGGAGUGGACAGAGCGGUUACUAAAGACUCUUACUACGAACUCUGACCUUUGUGCCAACCGAUCAUGAGGUUUUAAAUUGUGAGCUCUGCUUCUUGUGACCUCUCACCUUUUAGUUUGGGGUUAUGACCUGGUUUGAGACAAACCGGCGUUAACCAACUGAAGGGUAACCGGGGGUAACCGUAAGGUCGUUGUGUCCCAAACAUUGUUUUUUUACCCCUUCCCGAGGACGGAUGGAGCAGUCUGUCCAGAAGUUGCAGACCUGGUUUCUAUCUGGUCUCUGGCUGGGAGAGGAAGCUGUUGCUGUGAAUGUCGAGUCAGUACAGGGCUGGUUUGGACUCAUACAACUCUCUGUUCUUCUCUAACAAUAGAACUGGGCAUCACUAUGGGAGGGAAGGAGGGAGGAAGGGAGGGAGGGGAGAGAGACUGACUGUAGCCCUGGACUUGGAAAGCAGACAAGACAUUUGUUCUCUGGGCCAUAUCUGGAAGACCAGCUGCUGUUUGUUGUGCUAAAUGUAAUAUGGUAUGUGUGUGUCUGUCUCCCUCCCUGCCUCCCUCCCUGCCUCUCUGUCUCCCUCCCUCCCUCCCUGCCUCUCUGUCUCCCUCCCUCCCUGCCUCUCUGUCUCCCUCCCUGCCUCUCUGUCUUCCUCCCUGCCUCACUCCCUCCCUCCCUCCCUGUCUCUCUCCCUGCCUCCCUCCCUGUCUCCCUCCCUGUCUCUCUCCCUCCCUCCCUGUCUCUCUCCCUCCCUGUCUCCCUCCCUGCCUCAACGCCUCCCUCCCUGCCUCCCUCAACGCCUCCCUCCCUGUCUCCCUCAGUUUCUCUCCCUGUCUCCCUCCCUGUCUCUCUCCCUCCCUGCCUCCCUCCCCGCCUCCCUCCCUGUCUCCCUCCCUGCCUCCCUCCCCGUCUCCCUCCCUGUCUCCCUCCCU